This is a messenger RNA of Aphanomyces astaci, 630 nucleotides long. RefSeq lists its product as hypothetical. NCBI's taxonomy places the organism in Eukaryota, Oomycota, Saprolegniomycetes, Saprolegniales, Verrucalvaceae. The record is from RefSeq and is a predicted model, not a curated record. The transcript has a single exon. Bases 8 to 463 code for a protein of 151 amino acids.
CGGCAACAUGAACGAGGACGAUUCACUUGCCUCGAGCACGGAAGAGCUGCGUGAUGCGACCUCUCCAGAAAGCGUCGAGAGCAAUCAGCCUCAUGAACGGCAAGGAAAAGGCACGCGUCGUGAGGCCAACACUCGACCUGCCCGAUCAACCAACAGCAAGUUUGGCCAAGUCCAGCCGCGAUAUUUGGACAUAAACCGCAGCACCACCUACGUCCGGAACCGCACCGAGCAGCUGCAACGUCGACGCGACCUCGAGCGGGCCAACAGUGCUCGUGCCAACGAACGCAUGCAGCAAUGUCGUGCGUUGACGGAGCUGAAGCACACCCAAGAGCAAAUCUAUCGGCAAUGGCUUCAAGCCAGCAACGCCGACGCGCACCGCCUUCGCAAUGCAUCCAACUCGACAGCAUUUCAAACAAAAGCAAUAUCGACCAAGGCGAACGCAUCGUUUACCGUCACCGCCUAACACGACAAGCAUCCUAUCGAUUACGACCGUUCCUUUGACAUAUGCGUUACUACAGUACUACGGUAGUUUUUUAGUAGUACCAGGCCUCGGACAAAUCCUAGUAUGGAAUAGUAGGAAGAAGUACGCGGCGUUUUGGUUGGGAGUACUGUAACAAUGCAAAACGGCCA